AUGUAUAUUUAUUUAUGCUUCAAUAAAAUCACUUUUCAAAACCUAUUCGCGCGAACGGACGUGUCUCCAACCGAAAAUUUCGCUUCGCUUCUCGGCCUUUGUUCUGCUCCGCCAUCGCUGGUCAAGUUGAUGACCAAAGUUAUUCCUGCUGUUUCGAAUCCUUCGACGCCGUUUGGGACCCAAUUUCGUGGGACACUAUCAACGGAAUCCUACGUCCGUACAUGGUCCUUCGAGCCGGAUCUCAUGACUGAAAGGUUUCGUCGUCUUCUGAAUUCGCGGAAGACUCCAGGAAACACAGAGAUUGCUGGCAUUGGUGGAAAUAUUUCUGCAGUUUCGCUGUUUUCGACUGUCGCUACGGUUGCCUCACGGUUCAACAACUUCCGAGUUCCGCUGGAGUUUAUCGUGAUGGAUAAGGUGACCAGCGAUUUUCCAACUUGCACCAUCGAUGUCAACGACUGGGCCAUCCCGGAGAAUAUUCGUCUCGCCGAUCCAUCGUUUGCUACGCGUGGUCCCAUCGAUAUGGUGAUUGGUGCACGGGUUUUCUUCGAGCUCUUGCGAAGCGGUCACUCCAAACUUGGCGACGGAAAACCGAUGCUCCAGAAUUCGGUGUUUGGUUGGCUCGUAUCCGGUUUUCACGACAGUGGUUCCAAUGCUGAUGAAGUUCGGGUCCAUUGUAACCUGUCGACGUUCCACGAUCUUGAGCAGAGCGUUAGCAGAUUUUGGGAGCUUGAAAUGUGCCAGACAAAUUCUACGUUGUCAGUUGAGGAGCGCCUUUGUGAGAACCACUUCGAAUCAACAACUCGCAGGGAUGAUUCCGGACGUUACAUCGUUAGCCUGCCCAAAAAACCGGAACUUAUCGGUCAGCUGGGAAAUUCGCGUGCUAUCGCCACUCGUCGAUUCUACUGCCUCGAAAAACGUCUUGAGCAGAAUUCCGAUCUCAAGGCACAAUAUUCCUCGUUCAUGUCCGAAUAUCUUUCGCUUGGACAUAUGAAAUUGGUUGAUGCUGUCGAGGAUGCUCCGGGUCGCCAUUUCUAUUCGCCACAUCAUGCUGUUUUCAAGCCGGACAGUUCUUCUACGAAGCUGCGAGUAGUGUUCGACGGUUCCUGCAAAACCACUUCGGGUUUUAGCCUCAACGACUUGCUGCUGAAGGGUCCAACUGUUCAGGAUGACAUGAUUUCGAUCAUUCUACGGUUUCGGAUGCAUCCUGUUGUCGUAACAGCUGACGUGACGAAAAUGUAUCGCCAAAUCUGGGUAGCAGAGGAAGAUCGGGCUUAUCAGCGGAUUCUCUGGCGUGAAUCUUCUUCGGAACCACUUCGUACGUACGAGCUCACGACGGUCACCUAUGGCACCACCACCGCACCGUACCUAGCAACACGAUGUCUGCAGCAAAUAGCCGACGAUGAAGCCCAGAAGUUUCCGAAAGCAGUUCCCGUAGUCAAACAAGGUUUCUACGUUGACGACGUUAUGCGUGGCUUCGACACAGUGGAGGAAGCAGUUGCAGCUAUACGAGAGACGUCUCUGAUGCUGAAUUCCGGUGGUUUUCCUCUCUGUAAAUACGCAUCCAAUGUUCCAGAAGUAGUUGAGCAGUUUCCAGCAGAGCUUCGAGAACAGGCCUCCGUUUUGGAACUUGAUCGUUCGUCUCCAAUCAAAGCACUCGGCUUAUUUUGGAAGCUUACCUCCGAUGAGCUUCUGUUCAAAGUUCCUGAAUGGCCAGACGUCCCUUCGACCAAGCGAAAUAUCCUGUCGCAUAUCUGCAGCUUGUUCGAUCCGCUUGGGUUAGUUGGUCCGGUGAUUGUUCGUGCGAAAAUGCUGAUCCAGCUCCUUUGGGAAAUGCAGUUAGGCUGGGAUGAUCCGGUUCCCACAAGUAUUUCCGACCAGUGGAUGGAGAUAUCAUUGCAGCUCCCGAUUUUGUCGCAGCUUUCGAUUCCUCGCUUCGUGUUGACGGAGAAGCUAGCCAUUUUAGAGCUUCAUGGGUUUGCUGACGCUUCACUGCGUGCAUAUGGUGCCUGCAUCUACCUUCGUUCGAUAUCCGCAUCGGGUGCUGUCACUGUCCGCCUGAUGACAGCAAAAUCCAGGGUUGCCCCAACCCUCGCACGUCUGGAGUUGUGUGCUAGUCUUCGUUUGGCCAAUCUACAGAAUCAACUGCUGGAGAGCCUUCAACUCCAAUGUCCCCGGUUUCUGUGGUCGGAUUCUACAAUCACGCUGCACUGGAUUUCGCGUGAUCCAUCGAAUUGGAAUUCCUUCGUUGCCAAUCGGGUUUCGCAGAUUCAGCAGUUAACUGAGACCGCUACGUGGCUGCAUGUGCCUACUGAAGACAAUCCGGCUGACCACAUUUCGCGUGGUUUGACUCCAGAAUCCAUCGUUGGCAAUGAAUUGUGGUGGAAUGGUCCGAAAUGGCUGCUUCGUCCUCCUCAACAUUGGCCUGCGUCCGCGUAUUCCUGGAAAACCCAGCCGCCGCCAGAAGUAGACACCGAGAAAAGGAAAGCCGUUCCUAUUUCCGCAGUUUGCACUCACCAAGAGUCCUGGACCCGAGAAACGUUGGGCUAUUUUGAUAGCUACUACCGCCUACUUCGAAUCAUCGCCCUUUGCAAGCGUUUCAUGAAUAACUGUAAGUUAUUGGAACAUGCACGCACCGUAGGAUUUCUGGUACCUUCCGAGAUUCGUUCGGCAGAGUUGUCACUUCUGCAAUGCGUGCAGCUCGAAGAGUUCGCUGAAGAUCACAAACGUUUACGGCAAGGAUCGACCGUUUCGCAGAAAUCUCCGUUGCUGAAACUUCGCCCGUUCAUGGACCAAAAUGAACAGUUGAUUCGUGUGGGAGGUCGCCUCAAAAACGCUCCAAUUCCAUUCGACCGAAAAUAUCCGUUUCUCAUUCCGAAGAAGCAUUUCAUCACGGAUCUUAUCUUCCUCGACGCCCAUGAAGAAACGCUUCACGCAGGACCUUCUCAUCUAUUGGCAGCGGUUCGUCGUCGUUACUGGCCAAUAGAUGGUCCAAAUAAAGCCCGUAAUACAGUCCACCAAUGCAUCGUCUGUUUCCGCAACAAACCGAGAUUCGCUCAGCAAGUUAUGGCACAUCUUCCUGCUGUACGCGUUACACCAUCGCUUCCAUUCACCAGUACCGGAGUUGAUUUCAUAGGUCCAGUGUACUUGAAACCUCCUUGCAAACAGGGCCCAAUCAAAUCCUACAUUUGCGUCUUCGUUUGCAUGGUUACCAAGGCCGCACACCUCGAACUGGCAAUGAGCCUUACAUCCGACGCUUUCAUCGCAGCGCUAAAACGGUUCUGCUCCCGGAGACGACGUCCAUCAGAAAUCUACUGCGACAACGCCACGAAUUUCGUCGGCGCCAAGAACCAACUGGAAGAACUUCGUGUUCUCUUCCUGUCGCAACGGCAUCAGUCCGAGAUUGCCAGAACAACAGCCCGAAUGGGAAUCGCUUUCCAUUUUAUCCCACCACGCUCACCCACCUUUGGAGGGUUGUGGGAAGCUUGCGUCAAGUCCGUGAAACAUCGCCUACAUCGCGUGACUCUUGAUGUCCUUCAGACGCAAGAGGAAAUGACCACUACGGUCGCACAAAUCGAAGCGUGCCUCAACUCCCGGCCGCUUACUCCCCGUUCCAACGAUCCCACAGACCUCGAGGCCCUAACUCCAGGCCAUUUCCUAAUCGGUGGUCCAAUCCUAGCUCUUCCCGAACCAAACCUUACCUCACUACCCUCCAAUCACCUGUCCCGCUGGCAAGACCAACAGCGUGUUCUCCAAACGCUUUGGGAUCGCUGGUACGUCGAAUACUUGCCCACUCUACAGCGUCUCCAAAAAUGGCCCGGUAAACACCCGAAUCUAGCCGUCGGUGACAUGGUUCUGGUCGAAGACAACAACUUGCCUCCUACGAAAUGGCCCAUCGCUCGAGUCCUGAAGACAAUUGUUGGCGACGAUGCGUGUGGCAGAGUUGCAGACGUGCUGUGUGACGGAAACCAAAUCCGCCGAUGCUCAAUCCGCAAAAUGUGCCCACUCCCACAUUGCGAAGCCUCCGAAUCCUCCACAGUUACGGAAUCCGAGCGUCAGCCUUCCGCUCCGAGCUGCACUCCCCAACCAUCUCCCACAAUUGAUCUUCAGGCUACAUCAACACUUCCGGCCGCUGCUCAACUUCUGGCUCCAAACAGCGAGAAUGAUUCCGACGACGACAACGACGGGUAA
Uranotaenia lowii is the source of this 4188-nucleotide messenger RNA. RefSeq lists its product as uncharacterized. The transcript has a single exon. Gene Ontology annotation, biological process: DNA integration. The record is from RefSeq and is a predicted model, not a curated record. Bases 1 to 4188 code for a protein of 1395 amino acids. Gene Ontology annotation, molecular function: nucleic acid binding. NCBI's taxonomy places the organism in Eukaryota, Metazoa, Arthropoda, Insecta, Diptera, Culicidae.